Messenger RNA from Gracilinanus agilis (Agile Gracile Mouse Opossum), 3852 nucleotides. RefSeq names its product integrin subunit alpha 10 (gene ITGA10). The transcript is spliced from 30 exons. Lineage: Eukaryota; Metazoa; Chordata; Mammalia; Didelphimorphia; Didelphidae. Gene Ontology annotation, molecular function: integrin binding. Gene Ontology annotation, biological process: cell adhesion mediated by integrin; cell-matrix adhesion; cell-cell adhesion. Gene Ontology annotation, cellular component: external side of plasma membrane; integrin complex. The record is from RefSeq and is a predicted model, not a curated record. Bases 1 to 3507 code for a protein of 1168 amino acids.
AUGGAGCUGCCCCUCACCCCUCACCUCACCCUACCCCUGUUGCUCCUGGCAGGGCUCUGCUCCCCCUUCAACUUGGACGCUAGUCAUCCCCGACUAUUUCCAGGACCACCAGAGGCCGAGUUUGGAUACAGUGUCUUACAGCAUGUGGGGGGAGGACGUCGAUGGAUAUUGGUGGGUGCCCCUUGGGAUGGACCUUCAGGGGACAGGAGAGGAGAUGUUUAUCUCUGCCCUGUGGAGGAAUGGCCUAAUGCCUCAUGUGCCAAGGGCCAUCUGGGUGACUAUCCACUAGGAAACUCAUCAAGUCGGGCUGUGAACAUGCACCUUGGGAUGUCACUGCUGAAAAUAGAUGCGGAUGGCGGGUUCAUGGCCUGUGCCCCGCUGUGGUCUCGUGCCUGUGGUACCUCAGUGUUCAGCUCUGGGAUCUGUGCCCAAGUGGAUGCCUCAUUCCGGCCCUGGGGGAGUUUAGCUCCUACUGCCCAGCGCUGCCCUACAUACAUGGAUGUGGUCAUUGUCCUGGAUGGUUCCAACAGCAUCUACCCCUGGGCUGAGGUUCAGACUUUCCUGCGCAGAUUGGUGGGGAGGCUGUUCAUAGACCCUGAACAGAUUCAGGUUGGGCUGGUUCAGUAUGGGGAGACUGCUGUCCAUGAAUGGUCACUUGGAGAUUUCCGGACCAAGGAAGAGGUCGUGAGGGCUGCAAGGAAUCUGAGCCGGAGAGAAGGACGAGAAACCCACACUGCGCAGGCAAUAAUGGUGGCUUGCACAGAAGGAUUCAGUCCUUCCCGAGGGGGCCGGCCAGAGGCUGCCCGGUUGCUAGUUGUUGUCACAGAUGGGGAAUCUCAUGAUGGAGAGGAGCUUCCAGCAGCACUCAAAGCCUGUGAGGCUGGCAGAGUGACCCGAUAUGGGAUUGCGGUCCUGGGCCACUACAUCCGAAGGCAACGGGAUCCCAGCUCCUUCCUUCGGGAAAUCAGGACCAUUGCUAGCGAUCCAGAUGAGAGAUUCUUCUUCAAUGUCACGGAUGAGGCUGCACUGACUGACAUUGUGGAUGCCCUGGGGGACCGGAUCUUUGGACUGGAGGGUUCCCAUGGGGAGAACGAAAGCUCCUUCGGACUAGAGAUGUCUCAGAUUGGCUUCUCUACUCAUCAGCUAAAGGAUGGGAUCCUCUUUGGAAUGGUGGGGGCCUAUGACUGGGGAGGCUCAGUGCUGUGGCUAAAAGAGGGCCACCGACUCUUUCCACCCCGGACAGCCCUAGAGGAUGAAUUCCCUACCGCACUGCAGAAUCAUGCUGCUUAUCUGGGUUACUCAGUUUCCUCCCUGAGCCUCCUGGGUGGACGACGAUUGUUUCUCUCAGGAGCCCCUCGUUUUAAACAUCGUGGAAAAGUCAUCGCUUUCCAGCUCAAGAAAGAUGGGGCUAUGAAUGUUGCCCAGAGCCUUCAGGGGGAGCAGAUUGGCUCCUACUUUGGCAGUGAACUCUGCCCCCUGGACACAGAUGGUGAUGGGGUGACAGAUGUUCUGCUUGUGGCUGCCCCUAUGUACCUGGGACCUCAGAACCGAGAGACAGGACGAGUAUACGUCUACCUAGUGGGCCAGGUAGGUAGGCCUGUGCUGAGCUUCUGGAGAACGCUACAGCCAGAGCCACCCCAGGAUUCCCGUUUUGGCUUUGCGAUGGGUGCCCUGCCUGACCUAAACCAGGACGGCUUUGCAGAUGUGGCUGUGGGAGCGCCCCUAGAAGAUGGACACAGAGGAGCUCUAUACCUCUAUCAUGGGACCCGGGGUGGCAUCCGGCCCCGUCCUGUGCAGCGCAUUUCAGCUGCCUCCAUGUCUCAGCCACUCAGCUACUUUGGUCGAAGCGUGGAUGGACGACUGGACCUCGAUGGGGAUGAGCUGGUGGACGUGGCCGUGGGGGCCCAGGGGGCCGCCGUGCUGCUCAGCUCCCGGCCCAUCAUCCACCUGGCUCCAUCCCUGACCGUGAGCCCUCCGGCGGUCAGCGUUGUCCAGCGGGAUUGCCACCGACACGGCCAGGAGGCCGCCUGCCUGACCGCCGACCUCUGCUUCCGAGUGACCUCCCACACGCCCGGGCGCUGGACUCGCCGCUUCUAUAUCCGAGUCUCUGCCUCGCUGGAUGAGUGGACCACUGGGGCCCGGGCGGCAUUCGAUGGCUUUGGCCAGAGGCUGCCCACCCGGCGGCUGAGGGUCAGCGUGGGGAACGUCACCUGUCAGCAGCUGCACUUCCACGUGCUGGAUGCAUCCGACUACCUCCGGCCAGUGGCCCUCACCGUCGCCUUCGAGCUGGAUAACAGUACAAAGCCUGGGCCUGUGCUGGGCCAGGACUCGCCCACUUCCCUUCAAAAGCUGGUCCCCUUCUCCAAGGACUGCGGCCCUGAUAAUGAAUGCAAUACUGACCUGGUCCUCCAGGUGGACAUGGACAUCAGGGGCUCCAGGAAAAAGCCAUUUGUGGUUCGAGGUGGGCGGCAGAAGGUGCUCGUGUCAGCGGCUCUUGAGAACAGAAAGGAAAAUGCCUACAACACUAACUUGAGCCUCAGUUUCUCCAAAAGCCUCCACCUGACGAGCCUCACACCUCAGAAGGACGCCGCUGUGAAGGUGGAGUGUACGGCGACGUCCUCCCAUGCCCAGCUCUGUAGUGUGGGGCACCCCGUUUUCCAGGCUGGGGCCAAGGUGACCCUGGCCCUGGAGUUUGAAUUCAGCUGCUCGGCUAUCCUGGGCCAAGCCCUCGUGAGGCUGGCAGCGUCCAGCAACAGCCUGGAGUCCAACGAGACCUUGCAGGAUAACGUGGCCCAGGCCGCUGCCUACCUCCACUACGAGCCGGAGCUCCUGGUCUCCAGUGAGUCCACGCUGCACCGAUAUGAGGUUCACCCAUAUGGGGUCCUCCCCGAGAGUCCUGGCCCUGAGUUCAAAACCACCCUCAGGGUACAGAACCUUGGCUGCUAUUCCCUCCCCGGCCUCGUGGUUUCUGCCUUCUUUCCAGCCGUGGCCCAUGGGGGUAGCUACUUCCUGUCCUUGUCCCAGAUUAUCACCCACAAUGCCAGCUGCACGGUGCAGAACCUGACGGAGCCCUCGAUGGCGCCGAUGCACUCGGAGGACCUGCGGCAGGCCAGCCGGCUGAACGGCAGUAACACCUGGUGCCAGGUGGUGCGGUGCCACCUCGGACGCCUGCCUCGGGGGUCCGAGAUCUCCGUGCAGUUCCUGAGGCUCAUCCACGACGAAUUCUUCCGAAGGGCCAAGUUCAAAUCGGUCACUGUGGUCAGCAGCUUUAAACUUGGGGUUGAGGAGGGCAGCGUCCUGCAGCUGACGGAGGCCGCCCAGGGGAGCGAGAGCCUCUUGGAGAUAAUCCAGGCCCGCCACGUUCCUGUCUCAUUAUGGAUCCUUGUUGGCAGUGUCCUAGGAGGGCUCUUGUUGUUGGCCCUCAUUGUUUUCUGCCUCUGGAAGCUUGGAUUCUUUGCCCGAAAGAAAGCACCUGAAGAAGAUGGAAAUGAGAAAGUGGAUCAAUGAGGCUGGCAGAAGGCCCACAAAUGCCUCUUCUGUGGUGGUCCCUGAGACUUGAAGAGAGGCAGGGGGAACGGGCCCGGCUGGGACAAAAGGAUGCCCCUGGGCCUCUCCUCCAAACUCCACAGCCCAGUCUGACUCCUGUGUCUUAGGGAGGCUUCUGUGAAGAAGUGAGGCCCAGCCUCAGCCAAGAAUAACCCUGCCACAGGCCAGCCUCCCAGCCCAUCUGACUCUCCCUGUGAUCCUGCUCUGGGGCCUGCACCAAGGCCUUUGUUGGGCUGCACCAUUCCCAGGAGGUUUCCUGGAGAGAAAAGGCUCAUGACCAUCCCUCUGGUCAAGCUGAGACCUCUC